This is a messenger RNA of Uranotaenia lowii, 6513 nucleotides long. RefSeq names its product GTPase-activating protein skywalker-like. The record is from RefSeq and is a predicted model, not a curated record. NCBI's taxonomy places the organism in Eukaryota, Metazoa, Arthropoda, Insecta, Diptera, Culicidae. The transcript has 12 exons. The coding region runs from base 1723 to 3492 and encodes 589 amino acids.
CAACGUCUUGCAAAUGCAUGAAAACCACAAUAACUUUUUUCGAUGUCUAUUCGUUGCCGUCAUUUAAUGCUAAACUUUGCAUGAAAUCGGUUCGCUGAUCGGCACUCGGUGCUUGUUUAUCUCGCGUGUGCAAUUUUUUUCUCCCAACAGUUGUCGGGGCUAGAAUUUAAAAAAAAACUGGUGUUAUCCUCUUUUGCGCAAAUUCGAAAUCGGAUUUUUAUUUUUGCAAAGUACAAUUUCAGACUCACGGACGGUUUUACAGGUGCAAGUGACCCACCAUCGCAGAGAUUCGGACAUUGGCUAUUGGAGAUUCGAGUGAAAAAUUUAUUCCGAUGCCCUCGGGUACAAUGGCCAAAAUAUCUUAUCGCCAGCAACAAUUGUUAUGAGCGCGAUUCGAAAGAAAUAUCGCAAACGUAAUCCUCAACAAUCCUGAAGUGCUUCUAUAUUGGCCUGUCAAAAUAGCCAAUGCCAAAUAUUGAUUGUUGUCAGUUGUUCCGACGUUUUUAUGUUUCAAUUGCGUUCAUUUUGCCUGUGUCAGUGAAGAUUUUAAUAGCAGUUUACUGAGUGGCUUUGAAAGUUAAAGACGAAAGUGGCUGCUACGUGAUACAAAAACAUUUGAAACAAAAUACUCAUCUUUAAGUUCAACUUUUUGUUUAUUACCACGGAAUAACAAAGUUUACGGAACCAGGAGAGCCGAAUUUGUAUGACUCGAGCUCGGGGUUACAUCAUGCUUUUUGAGGAUCUGACAUAAAUCUGCCGGAAAUGCAUGCCUUCCGAGUACGCCCUGGGGUACUAGUGUCCCCGUAGACAUCUGAGACCAUCGAAAAACAACAACUACAACAGCAGCAGCAGCCGCCCCAAAAUAUUUAUUAUUCAACAACGUUCGAGUAAGUUCAACGAAAUUCCCAGCCAGCCGCACAGAUUGAGAUUAUCGACGCAGGAGAUUAGCCGCCGCUGAGGUUCAUCGAGUCAAAGAGAUAGAUAUCUUGAGGCGCAACCCAAGGGGGAGUCGCGAGGCGUAAGCUUACUUACAAUCUAGUCUAGUCAUUCGGUCUCGGUGUGUAUAAGCAAAUGCGAAUCGGUGGUGUUCUACUGGAAGGCGAAUUGAAAAAGUAAGAAAAAAAUUAAUCUGGUGCUGGCCUUUUGGGACAGUUCUCGAUAGCGGGCAGCCCAGUUAUUAUUGGUCCGCGUACCUGGUAGCCGGAGCCGAGUGUACUCAACUUGGAGUGGAACACCUGUGAUUGUGUCCCCGGUUUCGGUUGGAAGUUGGCUGGCUGGCUGGCGUGCGGCCAAGGCGUAUUGGUAUUCCAGCAUUCGAGUGUGUGUUUAGCGGUCGAAUAGAUACGACGAGACCACCUUCUCCGUUAGCGCCGCGCGAUUUGUUUUUAUUUCGGGGGCGCUCUAGGCGAGUAACUAGCGGCGACGCGAGUUCCGAAACACUGUUUAUGGGUAGAGAGCGAAAUUCAAACGCGACGGUAAACCGCUGAAGGUGAUUUUCGUGGCUGUACGUCUAGCUGCUAGACCCUCGGGUGGUUGCUUCCAGCUGCUGAGGGCUAUCCAGAAGGGUUCGGUGCAAUAGUGAUCCUACCAAAGAUCUGUGAUCUAAGUUGUGUUCUAAACACACAAAGAAGAAAAAAGUUAUCAAAAAGCAUAGUAUUAUCGAGCAUAAAGUUUUCCGCUUAGCAAGUAAAUAAGAUAGAAAGUGAUCCAAACCCAGGAACCAUGCCGGUUAAUGCCAUCGGAACCGAACAGCUCAGUGGCAUCGAGGAAGAAUCCGAUAUCUACGAAGCUUUUGCACCGCAUGUGGACACGGCCAACAUCUCGGUUCUGACCGACACCCCUCCUGGAAAAAAACCUAACCUCAAAACAUUUCAAGAUGUGCAAUCCCUGAUUCAGCAGGGCAAGAAACGCGAAGCCAAACUAGUGCUAAGGGAAAAUUCGUGGCCCACCAACUCCCCCAUUCGGUCCCAGCUAUGGCCGGCCCUGUGCAGUCAGCAUCACGUGGGCAAAACCAUGCUGGACGGCUUCUACUGGGACAUGGUGAAUCAGGUGUUCGGUACCACCGAGCUGCCGGAAAAGCCGAUCAUGCUGCCACCCUUCGUCGACUCGACCCACUGCCUGCCAUACCAUUUGACGCGAAAGGGCCGAGCUGUGGCCGAUCGGGUUGUUUCGGUGCUCGGGUACGCCUGUCCCGACAUCACCUACAGCCCGACGCUGUACCCGAUCACGGCAAUACUGUUACACUUUAUGUCCGAAGAAGAAUGCUACCACUGCAUGGCGAGCUUGGUAGCCCCGAAGGAUAAAGUAUUCAUAACGCAGACAAAGCUGCUGUAUGAAGUCACCUGGAAGACUGUGAUGCAAAUAGCCAAAAAACAUGCGAAAUCCGCAGUGCUGUAUUUAACGAGAUUAUGCCCGGGCCAGAAGUCGGAACGGAUCUUCAUGGACUGGUGCUGGUGGAUCAUGGGCGGGCUUCCCUUUCCCCACCUGGUGCGGGUGAUGGACUGUUUCUUCCACGAGGGCAUCAAGGUGCUGUACCGGGUGUCACUGGCGAUACUGAUCCUGUUCCACAAGCAUGCCACCGCCACCAACAGCGACUGGGACCCGGACACGAUCAAGAACGACAUCGACAAUGCGCUGCCCCGGUUCUGCAAAAAUAUCCCCGUUUCGCCGACCAAGCUGCUGCGGACGGCUUUUAGUAUAAGAGCACUUAGUUCAACCUACAUAUCUAGGAUUUUUCUUAAGACUGAAAUGGUACUGAAGAGUAAGUCAGUUCUUAGUGGUUCGAAGCAGAUGGUAAGAUCACGUUCUAGCGAUAAUUUACCAACGAGUCAAUCCCAAGUCAACGUACAAAUGAUGUCACACACGCUAACCAUCCGAGAGGGUGCCCACUCGCCCGAUGUGAGAGUUUUGUCAAUGGGCGUCUUCCCAACCCAAUCGAUAAAGAGUAAAGUUUGUGAUCAGGAUGACCUGUUUACCCUUUGGUCCUGGCUGCCAGUGAGAAUAACAAUGUAUCAACCGGUACUGCUAUACACAACGGAAGAACAUGGAUGUUCACUGACGACGUUCUACGUGCGCGUUGAGCAACACGAACCGACCCUUCUCAUGAUCAAAACUUGCAAUAAUGAGGUAUUUGGUGCGUACUGUUCGACGCGGUGGUACGAGCGGAACCUAAAGGACGAACGUGGGCAGCGGCAGGCCUACUUCGGUACCGGUGAGACGUUCCUGUUUUCGUUGUACCCGGAAAGGGCCAAGUACCCAUGGGUUGGCAUCGAGGGGGACAAGGGCCUGGGGCACGCUUCGGAGCUGUUCAUGGCCGCCGAUUCCAAGAUGAUAACGAUUGGUGGGGGUGAGGGUCAAGCCAUCUGGAUGGACGAGAAUAUCCGUUUCGGCAAAACCGACCGCUGCCAGACGUUCAACAAUCCGCCGCUCUGCGUUAGUGGCGAUUUUGAGAUCCGAGUACUCGAAGUUUACGGAUUCGUAGAACGAGAAUAACAGUUACAUGUUAUAUUGAACCAAUCUACAGAACAGUGAAACGAGAUCAUACUCUCUCGAAGUUAUUCUAUCAGACAAAAGGAAGUUUUUUAAGUUUUGAACCACCCUAUUUUACAAUAGACUGUGAGAACAAACUAACAGAGAAAUUGCAAUUUUUGAAAUAUUGUUUAGCGAAAUUUCAUUCAGGUUGAUAGAAUUUAAAUGAACAGUUUCUUAUUUUUAAUAUGCUCAACGAGAAGAAAACCAGUGAGUGGAAGCAAAUGACAAAUUUCGUCAAUGUUAGUUUAUGGGCUGUAGUUUUGCUUGUCUACAUGUGAAGAGUUAAUGUGUAAUCGUAUCUAAAUUAUUUAGUUUGGUUGUUUUCGACUCGCAGUAAAGAAUCAUACAACGAAAUUUAUUUAUUUUUUAAAUUAUGAUAAAACCGGUAACGCUCUAAAUCUGUGGGCAAAUUUUUAUUUUUGAAAAUUAUUUGUUACACUGUUUCCAUUUCUGGUGUUGCAGUUUUCGCUUCCUGAUUUGUCAUCAUCGCUCGCGUUUUGAUUUGCGAAUAACAACAUUCCAAUGCAAUGAUCAAACUUUUUUCUAGUCUCUGUUUGAAACGAUAUCAGCAACAAUCCAUCUUUGUGUGCUUGUGGUUUUAGCGUGUAGAUUGAAAAGCUUAUGUAAAAUAUAAUGGAUAAGGAAAUAAUAACAAGCUCCAAUUAUAAACUAUAUAUCAUGUAGAGGCACUUGAAAAUCGUUUGCAAUCAAUUCAUAUUAUUUAUCAAAUCAAACAAACCGAAAUGAAAUUAGCUCAGAACAACGAAUUGGAACCAAUGAACUGUGUAUUGCUGUUUGCAAAUUUGUGAAUGUAUAAUGUCACCUCUAGAAUAUACUUACAUGUAACCUUCGAAGUUCCAAUCCAAUAACUCAAAUGUAUCCCUUCCCUUGAUGGAGGUUUUACUUGCCUGAAAUCACAAAAUGAUAAUCAAUACAGAAUGAAAAGCUCUUAGCAAUUUUCUACUGAUAUUUAUUACCUUAUCUAUUGGAACAAAAAUUUUACUGAACAGAACGCAAAAAACACGUGAUGAGAACUCAAAUCCUAAAAAUCGUACUUAUCAAGAGAAUUAUUCAUCAGUUUUGACAAGCAAAAUGUUAAUCGAUUUCGGGAUUAUCGACCAAAUCAAUAAUGCUUUCAACGAUUUUUACUGAACUCAUAUUACUAGAUUUCAGGAAUUGACUUCAAUACACACGGUUUUUUAAUGAAAAACUCAGUUUUCAGAAUUUGUAGUCCAGUGUGCAAAUUCAUUAUAAAACUAAGAUAAUUUGCUUUCGAGAGGUUUUGUUUUAAUUUUACAAAAGUCUUGAUUAAAAAAUAAUUAUUCUUAAAAGAAAUCAGCAGUUCAUAGGAUGUUUUUUUGAAGACAAGAGUAAGCUCAAUUUUACUUCAGUAAAUUAUCGUAUCCAGGACAAAAAGCAAGAUCAGCUUGAUCCUACAAGAGAAGGGAAAAAACACAUUGAACUAGCAAUAACAGCAAUGCUUUCUAUUGUUUGCUUCCACAAAAAAUCAUUGACCACAGUUGUCAUACAUGUAUGAGUUUAAAAUUCGUGGAUGGCGAUUACUUGUUCAAAGUAGUAAAUGUAUGUGUGUUCCAGUCAGACAUCAAUCACUCAAAAAAUUCCGUUUUGAAAAUAAAAAAAAACUGUUCGUUCAUUCGCUGUUGUAUUGCUGCAAGAAAAAAAAACGCAAAACUAAACUGUAGAUGUUAUGCUAAUUGAAAACGAAAAAAGUUUAAACCAUAUACACAUAACAUGCAUACAUACAUAUUAUUCACCUUAAGCAAUUAGGUACGUAAUCUUCCUCGUUCAUUAUUUCUCUAUUUUAGAGAGCCAGUCGUGUUGAACAAAGCGUAGCAAUAGCAAAUAGAGAGAAGAAAAAACUACAUAUUAAUUAAACAGAAAAAAAGUUAAGAGAUUUACUAGCCGUUAAGUUGUCACCGAAUGGGAAUGUUAAAUCAAACCAAUAUCGGGAGAGAAUAAUAAAAACAUACAAGAAAACUAAGCAUAAAAUACAGCAAAGCGGGCUUUGAUGUGUUAGUUUGUACAUACUUAAAUCAGUAGCUUAGAAUGGAUCCAAAUCAAACGAAACAACAGAAGCAGUAUGGUGAUUCGACGGAAAACUAAGAUAAAGCUUAAGCUUAGUAGGAAUGUGUAUUGAAAACACUUGACGUGUAGGCUGUUGAUAUUGCAAAGAAGCAAAGCAAGGAAAUAUGGAUGAAAAAACACUCAAUCUUUUGCUGUAAGUUAUUCGAACCUUCGGUUUCAUGAAACCUCCCACAAAAACGCAUAUACCUACCUACAUAAAAUAUAUAUUCAAUCAUACCAUAUUUUUAUUCACAUUGUAUUGUAAACGAUAAGUUUAAUCAAAUAGAAAUUUACUACGCUUUCUAUAUGCGUUUCUCCUUUAGCUCGGAUGUAUUUUUUUUUUCAAAUUUUAAAAAGAAAGCAACACGAAACACAAUCAUGAGAUGAAGCCUAGGAGGAACGUUAAACCUGUCAUAUGGAUUAAAAUUUAAGCCCAAGUGAAACACCCAAUGUUAUUGUGAUUCUUUGUAACGUUUUUUUUUAACUAUUAUUUUAUUUUAGUUAUCGAAACUGUAACGUUAUCCUCUUAGAGCAGGAGUUGUAUUUUGGAUUUAUAUGUUAAGUCCGGCUAGUAAACGUGUAGAAAUACUUUAUUUAUAAACCCUCAAUUUAGGCUGGAAACCGUUUUUCGUUGCAAAUGAUUGAUAUAGGAGGACCCUUAGGGUUGCAGGAAAUAGCGAAGCAUUAAACGAAGAAAAAGCAACAGCUAUUGGUUGAAAAUAAACAAAAUGAUACUGAAAAAAAUGAUAGAGUUAUGAUGAUGAAUCCGAAAUUUCCUUCUGGUAAAAAGUAAUUUGGAUUUCUCAUCUUCUAUUCCUUUAUCAUUUCCAAAUGAAAACUCUAAACACCGAGUUAGACCAAGUGAAGCAUGAUCUGGCGAAUGUGAGAUGUCCGAGA